AUGUCUCCGAACAUUGUUUCAGAGCCCGUUGCCAUAUCAUUCAUUGCUGGCCGGACUUACCAUAUCUGUGGUGUUUUGACUGGCACCAUUCCGCAGAUUCCACAACAGAACUUGUUCCUUGGCCUCCCCGUCGAGUUGCUACCAGAAGAGGCCAAAGUCCUCGUUGAUAAGAAGAUUGCAUACAUUGUUGAGGAUACCCCUUGGCAUAAACAAAACUUCAGUUCGCUGGAAGGCUCGGACAGGAAGAAAUACCUAGAGUCCCUCAAAACAGAGGCAUUCAAAGCAAAAAGAGCUGCAGAUACUGAAGCCAGAAAGCGCACUGAGAAUGCUCUAGCAAAGAAAGCUUUGAAAGGUGGGAGUGGAUCGUUACCAAGUACAUCUCGUGCAAGUAAUGAUCCCCAAGAUACUAUUUCCAAUGAACCAGACCCUUUAUUCGAGGAUGAACGCCCUGCCUCUCGAGCCUCAUCUGUAGCAUCUUCAUCCACGAAAUCUUGGGGUAUUACACCAACUGUUUCAUAUCCCUCAUCAUCUUCACCCCAAACCUUUCCAUCAAGUUCAGAUCCAUCCGUUCCUUCAUCUUAUCCUUUAUUUGCUCACUUGCACUCUCGUGACUACUUCAUGACACCUGGUCUCCGAUUCGGGUGCGACUAUACUGUGUAUCCAGGAGAUCCUUUACGCUUUCAUAGUCACUUCGUAGCGACAGGUUAUGAAUGGGAUGAAGAAAUCCGGUUGCUGGACAUAGUCGGAGGUGGUAGGUUAGGUACUGGUGUCAAAAAGGGCUUCCUGAUUGGUGGCGAAAGCCCUAACAAGAAAUCUGUUGAGGAGGAAAAUGAUGGACUUAUCAUGGCCACUCCAACAAUGCUCGAUAAUGGUACAAAAUUUGACAUUGCUUCAUGGACGAACUGGACCGCAGUUAAUGUUACGCAAUAUGUGCCGUCUGCAAGGGAUUUUGCUUUGGCAGGACCGCGAAUGGUCAUGAAACUCGGUUCCUUUCUUGCAGUUCCGGAAAGUGUUGAUAAUAUAUUGGGUAUAAGGAUGGCGGCACGAAUAAUCCCAGAAGCUACUGGAUCUGGCAUACCUGAUCCCGCAGAAACGAUAACUGCCGCAGCAGUUGCGGGUGUAAGACAGAUUGUAGAGACCAGCUCGGAAACAUUGACGGAAGAGAAUAUGAUGGAAAGCUCAAGAUUCUCUUUGGAGAGUGCGCGAAGUCUCGGAGGUUUAUUUGCUUAUGCCACAAGCAAAUGGGCCCUUGGGUGUAUAGUGAUGGCCAUCGUUUUGAAUCGCACGCAUAUAAUGGCCAGCACGAGAAGGCCACUCGAAUUUACAUGGAAACCACGCUUCCUAUUACGAAUCAUACCUAUAAUACUACUUCUCGUUCAAGCCAGAUGGUUGCUGCAAUCAAUACAAUGCCAGACAUCCCCUGAUUUUGGUUACUUGCGGUGGGGUAAUUCUUCAAAAUCCCAUAACCUCCUGUUCACCCAGGAUGGAGGUCCUCUGUAUACGUUCAGUCAAGCCCUUCUGUUUGGUGCUAAGGAUUCAUCCUCAUGUCUGGCGGUGAGUAUGAUUCCUAGUAAUUAUACCAUGGGGAACGAGACCAAUUCUGAGGAGGGAAUCCCCACCACAUACGAUCUUUCCGGAUCUUUAUCACUUCUAUGGCCUUUAUUUAAAACAUUUAGCUUCAGUCAAUUUGUCGAAACGGUGUCCUGCGCUGUUCAAGGUCGCCAGGUCGCAGCUGAAACAGGAAUGACGCUCUUCGAACACUCAUUAGCCUUUGCUGAGGCCGAUGCCGCCAUUAGUGCUCAAAUCGUUGGUUUUACCAAGAUUAAGAUUCCAGCGGAAGACGACUCAAAUGCUGGACCCACUCAAUUUACUGUUACACGCUCCAUGAUCAUGAAGAAAAUAAAUACCACGCCAGAAGUCCUACUUGUUGGAUUUCUCUCAGUUAUGAACCACUUGAGUAGUCACAUCCUUGCAAUAUUCGAUAUCCAAGGAAGAUAUCGACUACUUAGUACUGGAUUCUGGGGCAUAUCAUUCAUGUUUGUGAUUGUUUGGAGUCUCGUGUCAUUUUCUUUCGAUCACCCUUCAAGCCAAGCAUUAUUGAGGUUUCCUACGGUUUGUAUUAUUGGAUUUAUACCCCAUGUUCUCGUUCUGUGCGGUAUUAUCAUAUGUUCAAUCAUAUACGGCGUUGCAUUGAUCUUGUCUACAUUGGCCCCUGCUAGUGGUAUCGACGAGUCCAAUAUUCCAGUUGGACAAAAUCUGCCAGAUACUCCUCGCCCUCGAUUAUCCUUCUCGCAGAGAGUGAUCAAUGCACAUCAUAACAUGCAAGCGAAUGUCCCAUUGUCAAGUAUCCGAAUAACAAUGCACAUGGACUUCUAUACGGCUCUGCUAAGGACAGGAUUUGCUGUUAUGACUAUGGCUAGUGAAGCUGUUUAUCUGAAUGAGAGUCGAGGGGUGAACGUCAAACCUAACACCUGGCUCGAAGAUGAUCGUCUACGUGAGAUUGAAGAGACUGGAGCACAAUGGCUAGGUCCAAGUUUUAAAGCUCAUGAAUCUGAGCUUGCCAUAGAUGAUCAUAUGCCUCAUAACGUUGGUCUCGUAGCGGCCACUAAUCAGAGGGUACUUCCACAAAAGAAUAACAGUCCUUAUGCGCGCGAGAUGACUGCACAAAAGAAUGCAAAGUCCAAAGGAAAAGAGCGAUCAGUCAGAGAUGGUGUUGGUGCUACAGAGCGUAGUGGGCGUUGGGUAAUGGCAUUGGAGUUCUUUCUUGGGAUCAAUAGAUUAAUUCUUAGCUGGUGGGCAAUAUGUAUCUUAAUGUUUAUGAGUUGGCUUGGAAUUCAAAGCCGCCCAGGCUGGCUUCUUUGGCUUGUAUCGCGAACAAAAAGAGACCCCGCCAGCACAGCCGUGCAAGCAAAUGACCCAGAUACACUCAACUUCUGGCUUCUGAAUAUCGAUGGAGAAUUGACUCUACCCAAAGAUGACCAUGUGGAUGUAGAAGUAGAAAUGAGAAGGCGACUCAAGACCAGCCAAGAAUAUUGGAGUCGACAUAGAGAGACCGAGUUGGACACCAGUCUAUAUCAAUGGUGGCUGAAUGGCGGCUGGUGGGGAAGUGAUGAUAACAGUGGAACAUUCAGUCCCGAGAAAAAGGAUAUCGAAGAUGACAUGACCAGUGUAAUCUCAUAUUCGACAGAAGAUGAACGAGAUUGGGAGUCGGACGAUGCCAUAACAGAUGGUCAAAGAACUCCCACACAACGAUCACCUCAUCCAUCGCGAGAAUCUAGUCCAUUUCUCGACACACCCCUAUCCACAACAGAUCUAGCUCAACUCUUACAUCCUCGAAACCCCGAACAAAGAGCAGAAGCUCAAGCCCUCUCACUCCACCUCUCAAGCGAUAAAAUCCUAACUCGUUCCCGCUACCGCGAUAUCAUUCAGAGAGAACGAGCCCACGUCCUAACAUCCACUCUUCAACGCCCUCCAAAUUUCAUCCCCUCCGAUCCAUCGGGCAAACUUUCUCCAGACGAAGAAGCCCAAAUCCUCGAGCAUCUCAUUAUCUCCAAACGCAACUAUCAAAAAGCUACCCAAGAACCGGCUUCCUGGAUGCAAGGUGCAUCCGGCAUGGGAGAAAAUGGCCCACAAUGUGUGGUCUGUCAAAGCUCGCCUAGAAGCGUUAUUGUGUGGCCUUGUCGUUGCUUGAGCUUAUGCGAUGAUUGUCGUGUUACGCUUGCGAUGAACAAUUUCGAUAAUGGGGAGCCAUAG
Botrytis fragariae is the source of this 3753-nucleotide messenger RNA. Its product is annotated as putative ubiquitin-protein ligase protein. Gene Ontology annotation, biological process: ubiquitin-dependent protein catabolic process; tRNA splicing, via endonucleolytic cleavage and ligation; protein ubiquitination. Gene Ontology annotation, molecular function: nucleic acid binding; tRNA-intron lyase activity; ubiquitin protein ligase activity. The record is from RefSeq and is a predicted model, not a curated record. The coding region runs from base 1 to 3753 and encodes 1250 amino acids. Lineage: Eukaryota; Fungi; Ascomycota; Leotiomycetes; Helotiales; Sclerotiniaceae. The transcript has 6 exons.